AUGUGGCCCCUGCCCGCUGUGAUCACUUCCCUGACCGUGGCCUUGUCAGGAGGCAUCUCUCAGGAGUAUCCCAAGAUCCUCAAUGGCACUAAUGGAACUGGUGGGUUUCUCCCAGGUGGCUACACCUGCCUCCCUCACUCUCAGCCCUGGCAGGUAGCCCUCCUAGUGCAAGGGCGGCUACUGUGUGGGGGCGUCCUCGUCCACCCCAGAUGGGUCCUCACCGCAGCACACUGUCUGAAGGAAGGGUACAGAGUCUACCUGGGCAAGCAUGCCCUGGGGCGUGUGGAGACCGUGAGUUACCCCAAAACCCUACAAUGUGCCAACAUCCAGCUACGCUCAGAUGAAGAGUGUCGUCAAGUCUACCCAGGGAAGAUCACUCCCAACAUGCUGUGUGCUGGCUCAAAAGAGGGUGGCAAGGACUCCUGUGAGGGUGACUCCGGGGGCCCCCUGGUCUGUAAUGGAACACUCCAUGGCAUCGUCUCCUGGGGAGACUUCCCAUGCGGGCAGCCCAACCGGCCUGGCGUCUACACCCGAGUCUCACAGUACGUUCCUUGGAUCCAUGAAACAAUCCGAAAACACAAAACUCUGGAGCAGAAAUGGACAAAGGACCCAUGAUAAAAGUGAAUUUGGCUGCUUCCUUCCUCCCACCACAGCCUGCGCACUGCUCAGCCCUUCUCCGACCCUUCUUCCUGAAGUGUUCUGUUUGAACCAGUGAUCUGUGCUCUCAAAGAUGUCCAGUCUCAGCUGGCAUCCCAUGUUUCAGCAGCAUUCAGUCAGUGCCAGCCUUGAAGUCCCCCAGAUGUUGCAUCCCUGGAACAUCCCAAUAACCUGAAUGCCCCAACUCAGGCAAUGUCCCGGGUCUCCAAACAACAUCAACAAGGCACCGCAAGUCCAGAUCACUGCCUGAAUGGUCUAACUGUGGCCACAUUCCUGCGUACCUCCAUCACCCAUCUCAACAAAUCCUAUGUCCUAUGAAUAGACCUUCCUUGGCAACAUCCUACAACCCUUUAAAUAUUUAUUCAUUGCCAAUAUUCUAGGUUCUUCUACAUUUUGAACUCAAAAAAAGAUUCUAGACGCCCAUGAUAUUUCACCCUGAAAAUAUUCUCUUGGGCCCAGACUGUUCUGCCCCAACAACAUUCUAUGCACUUCUUAGUGAUUCAUCACAGGUAACACUGGAUCCUCAGAAUCGUUCACACUCACACUGUUCUGGGUCUUCCAGAUGUCCUGACCCAACCUACAUCCCACAUUCUGCCAACACUUCACCUCUGCCAACAUUCCCUUACUCUGAAUUCCCAGUCCCACUAAUGAUCGACAGCAUUCUAAUGUCAAUAGUAAGGGGGUUCGGUAAGGGGGCCUGCAGUAAAGGGCCUCACUGCUGGACCAUAUUGUCCACCAAAUAUUUUGUCUUGUAUCUCCUCCACGAACAUCCUUGUUCAAUGUCCCUUGCUGUUACAUCUUUGCCAGUGACCUCAAAAUCUAGCAGUUAGGUGCUCAGACACUGGAGUCCCUGCUUUAUGCAAGUCUCUGCUUUGGACAAGUCAUAAAACUCAUGGACACACUGAUUUCUCAUCUGUAAAAUGGGCUUAUAAUUUUUCCCCAUAGCAUUGUUACAAGGAUAAAUGUCAAGCACUUACCACUGUUGUUAUAUGCAUGGUUGCCUAUAAAAUAUUACCUUAGAAUGUCAAUAACAACCCUUCACAUUUGCAGAGUGUCCAAAAAGGUGCUGCAUUCCUUUACUUUCCUCAGCAUACAUUAUUCAGUGCUGACCAUAUGCAGGCAAUCUCCUGGGUGUUGAUAAAUACAAUUUUGUUUACUAAUUCGACAAAUACUGUUAACCUGUCUGCACUGUUGCAGACACAGAUGAUAAGCAGUGAAUUAAACA
Galeopterus variegatus (Sunda flying lemur) is the source of this 1882-nucleotide messenger RNA. Its product is annotated as kallikrein-13-like. The transcript is spliced from 5 exons. NCBI's taxonomy places the organism in Eukaryota, Metazoa, Chordata, Mammalia, Dermoptera, Cynocephalidae. Bases 1 to 615 code for a protein of 204 amino acids. Gene Ontology annotation, molecular function: serine-type endopeptidase activity. The record is from RefSeq and is a predicted model, not a curated record. Gene Ontology annotation, biological process: proteolysis.